AUGUUCAGCUCCGGUGCUUCUAGCUCGUCCUCUGAUGAGGUGUCUAUAUGGCCCCCUCCGGGCAGGAGGAAACGUCAUCCAGCAGGCGAUGGGAGGGUUUGCCGCACUUCUUUGACCUCUAGAUUUGGUGACUAUUCUCGUUCGGGGCGGUUCGCUGGCGAGGCCUCUUCAUUUAGUGAUAAUGAUGAUUCAGACGAUUCCAAUAGACUGUUGCACAAGUUCGACCCUCUCGACAGUCGCUCCGGCAUAAUCGGUUCACCACUCGGCGGCAUCAGGAUAGACGUGGGAUUCGCGGGAGUCGAUUGCGACGACAGGUCCAUCUCCACAAGUGGCUUCUGCUCCACUAGUCCACUCACGUGCAGGUCUUCUUCCCUUGACAACUGCCUUUCUCCGAACGCUGGCUCCACGGAUUAUCUGGCAACACGAUUUCAGGCGUGGUCAUGCCAGGAUAACGAGUCAUCUCCUGCCUAUUUUUCCUCCCCGGUCAUUGUUAACCGGCAGUCGCAGGCCACUUCUUCCAACCGGUUCAGGCUAGUCGUAGACACCAGCGGUGAAUUUCUAGCUGGACAAAGCAGCAUGGGUGAGCCUUACACAGUUCAAACUAUCUCUAGUGCCAAGACCACUUCCGAUUGUUCUACAUCCGACGUUUGCUCCCAGUCAUGGCCCUCCAGCCGUUUCCUAAAUCUUAGCUAG
This is a messenger RNA of Protopolystoma xenopodis, 693 nucleotides long. Lineage: Eukaryota; Metazoa; Platyhelminthes; Monogenea; Polystomatidea; Polystomatidae. The record is from the annotation of a GenBank genome assembly.